Messenger RNA from Anopheles funestus (African malaria mosquito), 776 nucleotides. Its product is annotated as apolipophorin-3-like. Gene Ontology annotation, cellular component: extracellular region. Gene Ontology annotation, biological process: lipid transport. Gene Ontology annotation, molecular function: lipid binding. The transcript is spliced from 2 exons. Bases 119 to 700 code for a protein of 193 amino acids. The record is from RefSeq and is a predicted model, not a curated record. NCBI's taxonomy places the organism in Eukaryota, Metazoa, Arthropoda, Insecta, Diptera, Culicidae.
CGUUCUACUACGCGGUUUGUUGCUUCAGUUGCUAGUUAGGAUCUGCUCUGCUCAAACGCACCACUCGCUCGAUCAGUGAUCCUUCGAUAGACGUAAUUAUUAGUACUGCGAAAACAUCAUGGCUAAGCUUGUGUGUAUUAUCUUGGCGUUGUGUGUAAUUCAGGGAAGCUUCGCCUUCGUUCGCCGCGAUGCCCCAGCACCACCCGCCGAGGAACCCAACUUCUUCCAAACCAUCAUGAGCAUCAAGGAUAAGAUUGAGGUUGCCUUCCAGGACACCCAGCAGAACGUGCUGAAGUCGCUUGGAUUCCAAUCGAACGAGGAGGUAGUUCAGACGAUCCAGCAAAACACUAACCAGUACGUCGAACGGCUCCGAUCAGUGCAGGGUGUGCUCGAUGAGGAGGUGAAAAAGCAUUCGGACAUCUUCGAACCGAUCGUGAAGGAUCUGAAGGCAAAGCUGGACCAAACUACCGCCACACUGUCCGAACAGAACCCGGAGGUUGUGCAGAAGGCAAAGGAGUAUCAGGCACAGGUACAGACCAACGUACAGUCGCUGGUGGCCGAGGCACAGAAGACGGUUGAAAAGCUGAAGGCAGAUACCAGCGUACAGUCCGAGGAGAUGCAGAAGGCAUUGAAGAUGUUGUACGAUUCUACCUUCGAAAUCUUCACCAAGACUGCCAACGAAUUGAAGCAGAAGCAAUAAAGCGCCCGUCACGGUUCAAACCAAUCCAAAGGUACAAAUUGUUGAAUAAAGACAAACCAACAACAACAACAAAUAA